UUGGCUGCCAUAUCGCUCAGUCUUAGACAACACAGCCACACUCUUUCAGUUCUCCUUCUACUCGUGAGUUUGUUUGCUGCUUGUAAAGGAAUUACAUAUUCAAAUCCGAGGGAGAAAGACAGAAAGACGCCAUGGAGGUGCUGGUGCUGAUCGACUUCGAGGGCACCAUGGGAGACGAGCUCACAGUGAGGACAGGGGAUGUGGUCAAAAACGUCACCAAGGCCAGCGAGGACGGAUGGCUGGAGGGGGAGCUGAGAGGAAAAAGAGGCAUCUUCCCUGCCAACUUUGUAAAGGAGGUGCCGGUCUAUUUGAUAGGUGACAGCAAGAGGGAGCCACGAAGCAUUAGAAAAACAAAGAGGAUGAAACAGACAAGGAAAUGCGAGGUGGCGUACACCUACAGCCCCGUGAAUGAAGAUGAGCUGAGUCUGGAUGUUGGGGAGACGAUAGAGAUCAUCAGAGAGAUUGAAGAUGGAUGGUGGAUGGGGGUGAAAAAUGGCAAAGUGGGAGCUUUUCCAUCAAAUUUCGUCAAAGAAAUUUUUGUUUCCCCGAAAGAUGGCAAGCACAGCGAGGGAAAGGCAAGACCCAAGCUAAGUGAUGCAGUGUUCAACAAAGAGAUAGCGCAAAGGACAAGUGUGAGGAACAAAGCAAGAAAUGUGGCAGAGUGCUGCCAAGUCAUGUUUGACUACAAGGCCAAAGCGAGUGAUGAGUUGGAUCUGAAAAAAGGAGACGUUGUUGUGAUACUGAACAAGGAAACAGAAGAUGAAGGCUGGUAUGAGGGAGAGCUAAACGGACGCUGUGGCUUCUUUCCAGAUAACUUUGUCAUGCUGAUUCCACCAAUGGACAGCCUGCAAUCUGGGACUGCAAGCCAACCGCCUGCACGCAACAUUAACAAGAAACUCUCAGUUAAGACAGACACCUCAGCGAUGGAGAAAGGUCCAGCAAAGACAACAAAAGAUGAUAAACCAGAGAGUAAGGACCUAAGAAGCAAUCCUCCAACCAAAGUCAAGCUUCCAACCCUCCACAAACCCAGCCCGCCUCCAGUCAAAGACAAACCCAACAAGGUUUUACCCAAUAGAACAAAUGGCGAUGUGGUUCCUGUUACACCAAAACACCCAGAGGAGAAAGAGACCAACCAGUUUGAUGGAGUUGAUGUGCAGACCGAAAAGCUGUGCCAUCCCACAGCAAACAGAGCCAAACCGCCACAAAGGAGACUACCAUCAGGCCUGGUUACAGCAGCACAAGCCCAGGGUGCCACUGACCAGACAGAACCAGAACUAUCGCCAAAAAAGUUUCAGACAGAGAAAUUACCUGGCCUGCAAAAGAGUUCAGAAAAUCUCCUGCCAUCGCCUGCAAAGCCUGAUCCUCGACCCAAGACACCGCCUCCAGUUAGACCAGCACCACCCAAACUAGUUGUGGAUGGCAGAACUGCGAGCCAUAAGGGAGAAGUAACUGUGGAGAGCCUGCAUGACGAGAUCAAAGAGCUGAGGAUGGCUCUGGAGCUGCUUCAGACACGACACGACCAAGACAUGCAGGAAGUGAAAGAAGAACUGAGGGAGGAGAGAAACAAACGAGUAGCCCUGCAGGAGGAAGUACAAAGUCUGAAGAUGAAGCAUUAAUCCCAACGCAGAUAGUGACUGGGCUGUCUGUCUGACACUGUGCCAUGUCGGCUGCAUUGCAAAUUUAAACAAGACAAACAUUUUUCUGACAUGGAAUGGGGACGGAGAAGACAAGUGAGCUUUCCCACUGCAGACUCACAAGCGAGGGCUAAUUUAAAAAGCAUAGUUGGACAUAGGAUCAAGCUAAUCCUGCACUGGACUGUAGAAACUUGAACCUCCAAAAGACUUUUAAUGUACUGUUUCAAUUUUUACAUAUUUGAAUGCUGGAAAUCACAAAUAUUGGUCCUAAGUGGGUUUGUUUUACAUUGUUCUGUUUCAACUGUCACAUUUAUUACUUUUACCAUAGAUUUUUCCUUACUUUUAACAUUUAUACAAGUAAUGCCACAGCAGAAUAUGUAAUAUAUGCAGCUGUACAUAGGAGGAAAUAUUGUGAUAUUAUUUGCAAAGACUUAAAUAUAGUUUUCAUCCAAAAGGGCAUUGUUACUUGAAAGUUAACACCUGAAAUACUACUGUUAAAAACACAGGCUAAAAUGCAGGUGAUUUUCUACAUCAGAAUGUAAUGCAGCUGUAAUCCACUCGGGGGCAGUCUAUGACAAUCAUACAUAAAGACAAGCGCUAAACUUUUCAGUUAAUGCUGAAUAGGUAGAAGUGAACAGGCAAUUGUGCCCUCACAUUAGAAAACAAACAACAGAUUUCAUUCAGACUAUAGCAACUGUGUUAAGAUUUGAAGAAACUAAUGUUAAUAGUUUGUGCUUCUAUGAAACAAAAUCUUAAAAAAUGCUUUUGAAAGGCCUCAGGGGUUAAGCAAGACCUUGUGGUCAGCCACAUUUUUUUGCCAUUAAGUGGAAAAGGCAUCCCGUGUCACUCCGAGAAAAACUGACUCACUCUGAAAACCCUGAACAUCAUGAGUCAUCGCAAUGGAUGCAGAGAACGUGGGAAGAGAAUUAUUGAGAAAUUCUCUGCACCCACCAUAAGGAGAGCUAUUUAACUUGACCCUGUCAUCAUCAGAGUUAGGAGUAUAGAUUUGGUUUUGGCUCUGAAUGGUAGUGGUGGUAGUGGUAGUGUUAGUAGUGUGCUCCUGUCUAAGCCCACUAGUAUUGCCCCACUGUAGAGCACAUCUGGAAGACAUCUGGAACUCAUCUGGGACUGGGUGCUUCUGAAACUUCCAUGGGAACAUACUAUUUUUAAAAACUGUGUUGAAUAACGGUCAUUAAGGGCACAUUCCCUCUCGGACAAGGGGUGAAAUAAAUGAAACUAAACAAA
Messenger RNA from Plectropomus leopardus (leopard coralgrouper), 2879 nucleotides. RefSeq names its product manchette microtubule inner protein 1 (gene mnmip1). NCBI's taxonomy places the organism in Eukaryota, Metazoa, Chordata, Actinopteri, Perciformes, Serranidae. Gene Ontology annotation, molecular function: protein binding. The record is from RefSeq and is a predicted model, not a curated record.